Messenger RNA from Hyla sarda, 2017 nucleotides. RefSeq names its product 3-ketoacyl-CoA thiolase, mitochondrial-like. Bases 139 to 1332 code for a protein of 397 amino acids. The transcript is spliced from 10 exons. NCBI's taxonomy places the organism in Eukaryota, Metazoa, Chordata, Amphibia, Anura, Hylidae. Gene Ontology annotation, molecular function: acetyl-CoA C-acetyltransferase activity. The record is from RefSeq and is a predicted model, not a curated record. Gene Ontology annotation, biological process: fatty acid beta-oxidation.
UUGUACCGCCUUAGGGGCGCGGCUUUCAAUUUAAAGUAGUAAUAGGGCGUGGUUUGUAGUCGGGCGGGGCUGAGGACAGGAGCUGUGAAGGAGACCAGGCCGCGCUCUUGCUGACCUUAGUGUGAACGCGCUGCUAGCAUGGCUCUGCUCAGAGGUGUUUUUAUUGUUGCGGCCAAAAGAACUCCGUUUGGCACUUACGGCGGAGCGCUAAAAGACCACACUGCAACAGACUUGGGGGAAAUAGCCGCAAGAGCUGCUCUGGCUGCUGGGAAUGUGGCUCCGGACACCGUGGACAGUGUUGUAUUCGGCAAUGUGGCUCAGACAGCCACCGACGCCAUAUACCUGACCCGACAUGUCGCCCUCCGCUCAGGAAUCCCUGUACCUGUCCCAGCUCUGACGGUCAACAGGCUUUGUGGUUCUGGUUUCCAGUCCAUUGUCAAUGGGUGUCAGGAAAUUGCCCUAAGGGAGUCAGAAAUCGUGUUGUGCGGAGGAUCAGAGAGCAUGAGCCAAGCCCCAUAUGCCGUGCGCAACAUUCGCUUUGGUACCAAAUUGGGAGCCGAUAUUAAGAUGGAAGACACCCUGUGGGCCGGGCUCACAGACUCUAUGAUAAAGACCCCCAUGGCCAUCACAGCCGAGAAUCUGGCAGAAAAAUAUGGCAUCUCCAGAGAGGAUUGUGAUAAAUAUUCCUUCCAGACUCAGCAGAGGUGCAAAGCCGCUCAGGACGCUGGAUACUUUACCGCUGAGAUGGCUCCUAUUGAAUUGAAGUCAAAGAAAGGACCAAUUAAAAUGGAUCAGGAUGAACAUCCACGACCCCAGACAACCCUGGAACAGAUGGCAAAACUGCCCACGGUGUUCAAGAAGGAUGGUGUGGUGACUGCAGGGAAUGCAUCGGGAAUCUGUGAUGGAGCUGGAGCUGUCAUUCUAGCUAGUGAGGAAGCCACCACUAAACACAAGCUCACUCCACUGGCCAGGAUUGUAGCCUACCAUGCAAGCGGAUGUGAACCCAAGAUCAUGGGCAUUGGUCCUGUCCCUGCCGUUACUGAAGCAUUAAAGAAGGCCGGCCUGACCGUGAAGGACAUGGAUUUGGUGGAGGUGAAUGAGGCUUUUGCUGCUCAGUACUUAUCAGUGGAGAAAGCCUUAGGCCUGGACCGUACGAAGACAAACGUCAAUGGUGGCGCCAUCGCCCUAGGACACCCCCUGGCCGCCUCCGGAUCCCGAAUCAUCGCUCAUCUGACUCAUGAGCUCAGACGUCGCGGUGGUAAAUACGCAGUGGGAUCGGCCUGUAUCGGCGGAGGUCAGGGUAUCGCUAUCGUCCUGGAGAAUCUUGCAUAACUUCUGCACCGCUGCCCUGAAUGAACAGUGUGAAUGAUCUAAUAUGAGAACUAUUCUAGAAUAAUACAUCCCUGACGUGCCUGGUGAUCGAGCCAUAUAUCAAGCUAAAAUCCUAUAGGACUAGACCGUCAGCUCCUUUCUUUACUCUCUGCGCCCCAGUAAUACAACCUGUGCCCAGUAAUACAGUUUACCUAUCGGUAUGCGCUUCCUGGAGCCUGCAGAGCUGUACUUCAGUGUAUUUUCAUUUUGUAACUCUAGGUGUCGCUGUUUGUAAAGGGAAAUGCAGGCAAAUGAGCACAGUGCUAUCCUGCUGCAACUACAACCCCCAGCAGGCUUGUAUACACCAGCGUGCGUUUGCUGCAUAUGUAUUUAUUUGAAUGUUUGAGUUAUUUAGUUAAAAGCAAAUUUUCUGAAAUAUGAUGGACAAUGGGGGAGAUUUAUCAAAGCCUGUCCAGAGAAAAAGUUGCUGAGUUGCCCAUAGCAACCAAUCAGAUCGCUUCUUUAAUUUUUAACAAGUCCUCCGCAAAAUGAAAGAAGCAAUCUAAUGGGCAACUCAACUUUUUCUCUGGACAGGUUUUGAUAAAUCUCCCCCCAAUGUUGCUUUAUUCCCUGGUGCCUUUGCUAAAGUUUUGACCAUACUUCUGUACCAUGGCAGAGGCGAUAAAGGAAUUUGGGUACUGUGGGG